This is a messenger RNA of Mobula hypostoma (lesser devil ray), 2210 nucleotides long. It is a transcript of the gene rpap3, whose product is annotated as RNA polymerase II associated protein 3. NCBI's taxonomy places the organism in Eukaryota, Metazoa, Chordata, Chondrichthyes, Myliobatiformes, Myliobatidae. Gene Ontology annotation, molecular function: protein binding. Bases 55 to 2010 code for a protein of 651 amino acids. The record is from RefSeq and is a predicted model, not a curated record. Gene Ontology annotation, cellular component: protein folding chaperone complex. The transcript is spliced from 16 exons.
ACGCGAUGUCAUGGUGCCGGUGCCGCGCCGGGCCUGGGUUCUCUGCGCUUCGCCAUGUCGGGACUCAACAAAUCGGUGGAGCUGCAGUUUCAGGUUCGGCAUCAGGCUGAGGAGCUGCGCGACUUCAUGCGGGAGCUGGACGGCUGGGAAAAGGACAUCAAAAAGAAGGACGAGGACCUCCGGCGGCAGAGCGGCGUGGUACCGGCGGCGGACCCGUCUUUGCCACCUAUAAGAAAUCGAGAUUUCAAGAAAAAAACAAAUAAGAAGCCUGUCUCCCAGAACAAUAGGAAGAAUGAAGAAAAAAAAGCAACCAGAAUAAAGUCUUACGAUUAUAAAUCUUGGGAAAAAUUUGAUGUGGAUAAAGUACUGGAAGAGAUGGAUAAAACUGACAGCACUCCGGAGCCUGAUACAGAAGAAGAAGUAGAUGCAGAGAAAGCUCUUGCUGAGAAAGAAAAGGGUAAUAAUUUCUUCAAAGAAGGAAAAUAUGAUGAAGCAAUGGAAUGCUACACGAGAGCUAUGACAAUGGAUCCAUAUAAUCCAGUUUUUCCUACAAAUCGUGCAGCAACUUUCUUUAAAAUGAAAAAGUAUGCUGUGGCAGAAUCAGAUUGCAAUUUGGCAAUUGCGCUGGACAAAGCCUUCUUCAAAGCCUACCUUCGAAGAGGUUCUGCUCGUUUUAAACUGAAUAACUUGCAGGGUGCAAGAGAAGAUUUUGAAAUGGUACUGAGCUUGGAUGCAGGAAACUUUGAAGCUACUAAUGAACUCAGAAAAGUAAAUGAGGCUUUAGAUCCAACAAAGUCUAUUGAAGAUCAGAAUCGGUCAAACAAUGAAAAGUUGAAUGCCCAUGAAGAAAAGAGAGUGACCGAAGCACAAGCAAAGCAGCAAGCCAUUUUUGAGAAAGACUUGGGCAACGAUUACUUUAAGCAAGGCAAGUAUUUAGAAGCAAUUGAAUGCUACACCAAAGGGAUGAUAGCAGAUGGCACCAAUGUACUUUUACCAGCUAACCGGGCCAUGGCUUUUCUGAAGCUUGAAAAGUUUGCAGAGGCAGAAGCUGACUGCAGCCAAGCAAUCUCAUUGGACAAUACUUAUUCCAAAGCCUUUGCACGAAGAGGAACUGCCCGUUUAUGCCUUGGGAAAUUAAAGGAAGCAAAAGAAGACUUUGAAAUGGUGCUAAGGCUGGAACCAGGAAACAAGCAGGCUUUAACUGAACUUGGAAAAAUAAACAAGGAAUUAGCUUUGCAAGGAGAUACACUUACAAAAUCAUCGGGAGAGAAGGAUGAUGCUCCAAGGCUAGUCAAAGCAAUUGAUAAGCCACCUCAUCUAAGGUCUACAAAACCUUUGAUCAGAGUUGCAAUUGAAGAAGUUGGUGAUAAAACAAGUAACAUUAAGGAGAUAACAGCUGCAGUCUCUUCUUCUUCUGAUCUUCCAUCAAAGCAGACAUCUGCGUUAUUAUCUCCUGAAGCUCCCAAUGCCAAAAUCCUUAAAGUGGAAGAAUGUGGAGGCUCUCCAUUAACUUCUAGCAGGAGUGAUUAUUCUGGUGUGCCAGACAAACAGCCAGGUAAGGCUGAAGCCAUUGCCGUAGCAAACUCGGCGAAAGUGAAGAAACCGGAAUCCUCUUUGCCUCAUCACAAUGUAACUAUCCCUGUUGCCCCUGCCAAUGCCUUUCAGCUUGAAGCAGACCUCCGCAAGUUGAAAAAUUAUCCAGAGAUGGUCCAUAAGUAUUUAAAGCAAAUUGAGCCCUCUUUUUAUCCACAACUGUUUCAAAAGUCUUUGGAACCCGACAUUCUAAAUCACAUUUUAAAGAUCCUUCAUGAUUUAUACAUCAGAUUUGAAGAACCUUCCCUAAUUUUUGACAUCCUGAAGAAUUUAUCAAAUGUAAAGCGAUUUGAUAUGGCAGUGAUGUUCAUGUCCGAUUCUGAACGGAAAGUUGUAAAAGAACUAUUUGAUCAUCUACGGAAAUCUGGCAUUGAAGAACCAUUGCUGAUAGCAUUGAAGAGUAGAUACAGUGUUUGAAAGGUUAUUUGAUUUGACCACAUUAACUGAAUGUUAUUUGUACAUGAUUUCCUUCAUUAACAGAUACUUUAACACAAGGUGUACGUGUGCAGUAUUUCUCCUGAUCUCCUAAACACAAAAUAACCUGCAGAUGCUGGGGUCAAAGCAACACUCACAACACACUGGAGGAACUCAGCAGGUCAGGCAGCAUCCGUGGAAAC